AGAGGAGGUGGUAGAGGGUUAAACUCCACUACCCCAAGCAACUCCCCGACCCCCCAUCGACACUCCCCUUCUUGACCCCCCGUCUUCACUUUGCACCGGCUGAGUCACGCACACUAAGGCUCUGCCUUUGCCACCCACGCGUACUCGAACGCACCUCGGCUCCGACGCCAAACACCACCGAUCUGGCGGCCCACCACCGACAACCACAACCUUUGACUCGCUCGUUGCCCCAUCGCCGACUUUUACACCAAUGUCUUCGCAAGCUCUCCAGCCAGCGACUGCACAGAACCGCGGCACCCAGCCGCGCCGCCAGGGCAACAACAAGUCAAAGGGCAACCCGCGCGGUGGUGGGAACAAGCCCGGACUCGCCAUGGACGACGGCGACGACCCGGCCGCUUGGCUCGGUUUCUCGCUGCCCCCGCGCUCUGGCGACCACGGGCACAGCCACGGCCCCGCCGGCCCUCCGCGCCGCAGCAAGCGCGGCGACGCGUGGCGCGGCUCGGUGCUCACCCGCGAGAAGUUUGUCAACGCCAGCUACCGGUUCGCCCUCAAGCCCAACGAGGCCGUCAGCUACGGCGCGCACUUUGCCGACCCGGACAUUGCGCUUCACUGGCCGAACAUUCUGCAGAUUCUGGUGCCUACAUUCUCGAGCUACUCGAUCGCGCAGGGCUAUGUCUCGACCGACGCGGACGAGGACAACGGCGACCAGGGCGAGGACGCGAGUGCAAGGCGCCAGAGGAUGGAGGAAGAGCGGCAAGGCAGAUCGUGCCCCAUCUGCUUGAGCAAGCCUGUUGCUGGACGCAUGACCAAGUGUGGACACAUCUUCUGCUUCCCGUGCAUUCUCCACUUUAUCCAGCUGUCGGACGUGCCCAAGUCGGCGUCGUGCCCCAUUUGCGGCGACACGAUUCACGAGGGCAUGCUCAAGAGCGUGCGAUACUUGGACGCCGAGACGAUGGUCAAGGCGGCCGAGGGCGAGGACCUGCCGGAUGAGACUGCGAGCUCGUCGGCGUCGACCACGGCGACCGACUGCGAGAUUGCGCGAGAGGCGCGGUUGAUCGACAGCGAGCCGGCGACGCGCUCGGGGAGCCACCGCAUCCACAUGCGUCUGCUUCAGCGGCCGCAGAUGACGACCAUGGCUCUCCCGCCGACAGCGACUUGGCCGUCCGACGCCAUCCCGCCUCUCACCGCGCCUUGGCACUUCCUCCCUGACGUGCUCACAUACUCGCGCUUCAUGCUCGCGUCGCCCGACUAUAUGAUGGGCGAGCUGCAGCGGGAGCUGGAGGAGCUCAAGGGCGAGUGGGAUAUGCUCGCGGGCGACGACCUUGGCCGCUCUUUCGUCAAGAGCGCCAAGGACAAGGUCGAGCGACAGAUCGGCAAGGUCAGGGCUGAGCUCAUGACGGAGCUUGUUCGACACAACGAACGCGAGUCUCGCGAGGCGUGGGGCGAGGCCGUCGGUGGCGAGAGGCUGGAACGCCAGCGACGUCGCGAGCGGGAGCGCAGGGCGAGGGAGCGUGAGGAGCGGGAGAGGGAGAAGGCAGCGAGGGAGCAGAAGGCCAAGGACGACGCCGAAGUUCCGGUCGAGUUCCUCGCGGCGACAGCCGGAGCAAACUACGCCGGCCCGACGGUACAUGUUCCCGCCAACGUUACUGUUGAGCCCAACCCCAUGCCGGCCAAGCGCAACAAACGGAGGCCUCUAGGUGGUGCGGCGCCUGCCGCUCCGCCAACACCACCGGCGCAGUCCUACUAUUUCUACCAGUCGUCUCUCGGCGCCAACGUCUUCCUCAACCCCCUCGACAUUCGCAUUCUCCUCGCCCACUUCCAAUCCUACUCGCUCUUCCCGGCGCAGAUCUCGUUCACAACGACGGGCUACGACUCGGCCACAGUCAACGACGACCUCCGCAGGCGGUGCAAGUAUCUCUCGCACCUGCCUGUCGGAACCGAAGUCGUGUUUGUCGAGGCCGACCUCUCCAGCAUUGUUUCAGCCGAGACGCUUGCUCAGUUCGAGCAGCCACUCAAGGCUCGUCGCAACAAACGUCGCGACCGCACGCGUCGGGAGGACCGCGACAAGCGGCGCUGGGAGGAAGCCGAGCGUGCCAAGCGCCCUGCAGAGAUGCACACAGUGGCGUCGGCGCUCGCCCCGCCUACGUCUCCCGGGGCAGUCACCGACCGCGAUCUGGCCCUUGCACUCGCCGCGUCCAUGGACACGACCUUGUCGCGAUCGCCGGAACUCGGCACGUCGCCCGUUGCAGCCGGCUCGUUUGCGUGGGCUGUGCACUCGCGCACAACUGCCAGCGCGCCGCAAACACGCACCGACCGGGACAAUAUGCGGAUAGUCGAGGAGGCGUUGGCGUUUGACCAGCUCGACGAGGCCGAGCCCGCUACCGGCGGCGGCAAGAAGAAGAAGGGCGGCAAGAAGGCCAAGAAGAUUGUUCUUGGUGGCGCUGGACGGCAGGCGUAGGCGGAAGGUGGGACUUUGAAUCGGACACCAAAGCAGACAGCAGAAGAAGAAGAACAAGACAUAACAUCAAAGCAUCCACGGCAUCGAAACCUCCAUAAAUCACAAACCUGUAGUGUUGAGCAUGGCAUGUAGAGUAGAC
Molecule: messenger RNA, 2597 nt
Organism: Vanrija pseudolonga
Lineage: Eukaryota; Fungi; Basidiomycota; Tremellomycetes; Trichosporonales; Trichosporonaceae
Gene: rnf10
Product: RING finger protein 10
Exons: 2
Coding region: 251-2458 (735 amino acids)
Biological process (GO): positive regulation of transcription by RNA polymerase II
Molecular function (GO): transcription cis-regulatory region binding; metal ion binding
Source: RefSeq, a predicted model, not a curated record